Molecule: messenger RNA, 5896 nt
Organism: Lytechinus pictus (painted urchin)
Lineage: Eukaryota; Metazoa; Echinodermata; Echinoidea; Temnopleuroida; Toxopneustidae
Product: ras-related protein Rab-2A
Exons: 7
Coding region: 84-722 (212 amino acids)
Biological process (GO): vesicle-mediated transport
Cellular component (GO): Golgi apparatus
Molecular function (GO): GTP binding; GTPase activity
Source: RefSeq, a predicted model, not a curated record
CGUUGAACCGUCUAGUGACGUCAUAAACCGAACACAGCCUGGGAGUUGUAUUCUGCACAGAAAAUCACGAUUUUUCCAUCAAAAUGUCGUACGCAUAUUUAUUCAAAUACAUUAUUAUAGGAGAUACAGGUGUUGGUAAAUCCUGCCUCCUUCUCCAGUUCACAGAUAAACGAUUCCAGCCAGUCCAUGAUCUCACAAUAGGUGUUGAAUUUGGUGCACGAAUGAUCAAUAUUGAUGGCAAGCAAAUCAAGUUACAGAUAUGGGAUACGGCUGGUCAAGAAUCAUUCCGAUCCAUCACAAGGUCUUAUUACAGGGGUGCAGCAGGAGCUCUCUUGGUAUAUGAUAUCACUAGACGAGACACAUUCAAUCACCUGACCACAUGGCUGGAGGAUGCUCGUCAACAUUCAAGUUCAAACAUGGUUAUUAUGCUAAUUGGUAAUAAGAGUGACUUGGAAGCAAGACGAGAUGUAAAGAAGGAAGAGGGUGAGGCGUUUGCCAGGGAACACGGUCUCAUCUUCAUGGAGACCUCAGCCAAGACGGCUGCUAACGUUGAGGAAGCCUUCAUCAACACUGCCAAGGAGAUCUAUCAAAAGAUCCAAGAAGGUGUCUUUGACAUCAACAAUGAGGCUAAUGGAAUCAAACUUGGGCCUCAGCAUAAUACAGUGAACCCAGCACAACCAUCGGGUGAUAGAGGACAACAAGGGGGCCAGGGCUGUUGUUAAUCCAACCCCCUCUGGUUGGAUUUAAAUGCCCUUUAAUCUGGAACUCCUCACUUCAUGUAGGAUAACCUCAAGUCCCCAGCCCUUGCCUGCUAGCAUUCUGCCGUUCUACGAGCCUCCCUUUCGUACCUGUCUAUGACAAUAGAUGGUUUGGGCUCAAGAUCCCUUACUGCCCAAGCCAUUCCCAUUCUGUAGAAGAGAUAACUUUCCUAGGUAGGUCAGUCCACCCCUCUCCUAUCUAUCACCAAACGCCCGUUCCAACUUUCCUAGGUAGGUCAGUCCACCCCUCUCCUAUCUAUCACCAAACGCCCGUUCCCCGUACCCCUGGCCGUGUCAUAUCCACGGACUCUUGCUGUAUCCAACAUAUCUGCAGGCGCCAAGGGAGUAGGGUUAUUGAUACAUGUCUGCCAACGGCCCUGGGUUAAAAUUGCAAUGUAUUGAAAUGUACAUUUCAUGUAGAUUAUGUGUACAAUGUGAUUUGAUGAACAUGGCAUCCUUUAUUGCGAUAUAAAGGGGAGAAGUAAAUAUAUAUUGAAGAGUCCUAUUAAACAGAAUACUCUUGGGGAGAUGUGACUCUCGUGUAAAUAGCCAUGUACUUGUGGAUAUAAUAGUCAAGUGGUCUGGUAAUAUUGUGCAUUCUUGGAAAUUUUACUAGAUUCUUUUUGUAGCAUGAUAAGAAAUGUAUGUUUUAAUAUGUGAUCACAUUGAUAAUGUUCUCAUGGCACAUAGCCAUCUAUGAAGCACUAAAUGAAUGUUCAAAUUUAAUGAAGUAUUAUCUGAAACAGUAUAUUAUCAUUUCAAACUUUUAAAAAUAAAAUAAAGGUAAUUCUAAAGCAACCCUAUCCAUAUACUGAAAUCUAUAUAACCUAAAAGAUACAGUUUAUGUAUUCAUUUUGCAAUUUAGGUUUUGGGGAAGUGAAUAAGGGAUCGACAUCUAGCAAGAAAUAUUAAGAAAUUAGCACAUGAAUCCUAUUUGAUCCAUAGCCUAUCUUCAUGUCAUCUGUAGAAUAUGAAUGAAACCUAAUUUCCUUAUAAUCCUUUCAUUUUUUAAGCAAAAGAUUGAUUGCCAAAUGAUCAUGAUUAUUCACAAGUGUUACAAGUGUAAUAUUGAUGAGUGUAGGAAUUAGAGAAGAUUGUAGAAAAUCUUGCUACAGAAGGAACCAGAUAAACCAAAGUGUUUUGUAUUAGUAAGGUGUCAUGCUAUCAAGAUUAUGUUUUUCUGGAGAUGGUUUGAUUUUAGUUUUUCUUUUUUUUUCAAUACCAGAGUUAGAUUUUACCGGGUGCCCCCCCCCCCCCCCCCACCUCCCCAAAGCAGAAUUGUCAACCUUUAAAGCACUUUGCCAAAGUUCCACCAAAUCUGAAUUUACCUGUUAUCUUUUUUUUUUUCUUCAAAUUCAAAUGAUGCCAAUAUCAUCAAUCAGUAUUGGUUGAUUAUUUUGAUUUCAUGUAGGGUUUGGGAAAGUGCAAAAAAAUUGCCAUUCUUUGGGUUUGUUUGGGAAGGAAGGGGGAAGGGGUCAACUCGUGUGUGUAUGAUUACUAGAAAUUAAUAGAAAUGAAAUUGAUUUAACAGAGAAUUAUUAUCAUGCAUUCCAUAUAGAGUGUCUCUGUAUUUAUCAGUGAUAUAUUUCUUAUUUUAAUGUGAUUAUCUCUUUCACUCAAGUUUGUGUUUGUUAUUACCUGGUUAAUAGAUGAUUGAAUAAAAUGAAAAGGAGGUACUCGAGGUUCCUUGCAUUAGAGAUGGAACAGCAUCAGUUUUACAUUUUCAUGCCACUCUUUUUAAGUAUCAGAUAUUUUGGUUUUUCAUUUAUUGGAGAUGCAAUUCACUCAAAUGUUCAUAUAUUGAAUAUAUUUCUUUUUAUUUUGGGGCUAAUCCUCCCCGAUUAAAUGACUAUAAUUCAACAUUGACUAAUUUGAGAUCGCUUCAAAUAAUUCUUUCUAUGAGAAUUUUUUUUUUUUUUGGCAUGAAAGUGUUGUUCGAAAUGUUAAAUCUUUCUUGUAUUGAAUCGCAGAGUAGGACUUGCUAGAAGUCGGAACUUCUUUGAUAGUUAGUAUAUAGCGUGGAUGUUUAUGUGUUUAUUUAUUAAAUUAUUAUAUUAAUGGAUUGAGAUAGGGAAAAGGUAUUUAUCUGGUUAUGUGGAUCAUCAAAUGAAUUAUUUCUUUAGAGUUAUGUUAAACAUAUCAAAUUUGCCUCCCAGACAUUGACAACAACAAAAAAAUUAUAAUGAAUAUAAUAUAUAUUCUAGAGUAUACUAGUAAGUAAUAAUGUUAUUAAGUUUUUCAGAAAGAAUUGUUUGUACGUGGUUAGAAUGAGAAAUAUAGGGUCUGAUGUAAAGUCAUAUAACAGAGUACUGGUAAGUCGGCAAGUGAUCAAGUGCACCUAAUUUUUGUGCAAUGUCUGUGCAGUUUAGAGGUAGAAGUUGGCAUUACAUGUCUAGUAUGGCUAGCUCGAGGCUAGACUCUGGUAAAAGAAAUGGAAAUGGACGAUAACACUUUGGAAAUCAUAGACAGCAAAGUCUGUCAGUUUGAUGGUUUUUUUUUUGGACAGUCAUUGUUUCUUCUAAUUCCGCGGACAUAGUCUGAGUGUAGCAUCAGCGACAUAUAAAGAACUUUGAUCUGAAAAAAGUUGAUGCUUUUGGUCUCAUCACACUUUACAGCUAUUUCAUGUUAUUGCAUUCAUGUGCUCAUUAUUUAUUUUAGGGGGUGCAUUAUUGUUACACCGCAAUAAGUGCAACAAAAUGUCCACUUUGUGAAAUAUUCCAUGUUUACAAUAAUAUAGGAUUGUUGGCUUACAUUCAUCAAUUUGGUAUGUUUUGUAAAAAUUUCUAUUUGAUAUUCAUGAAUUGAAUGAUGAAACAGAUAGGUUAGUAUUAAACCAGUACUUAAUGCCUUGUGUAUAUAUACCAUGGUGUUUAUUGGUACAGGGUGUAUCAUAAAACAACAAGAAAGCAUGAAAUCCAUCUAAUUUUCAACAAGGUUUUUAUAUGAAUGAUUAUCAUUGUGCAUGGAUUGACCCCACUCCCAUUCCCAGCCAAUUUUAUUUUUUAUCCUACAUGUGAUUCAGCAUGUAAUGUAAUGUCCACAUUUUAUCCCUAUACAUAAAAGUAUGAAAAUUUGAUAUUUCAGUACCGGUAAUCAUCUUAUAAAUCUUCUCAACCACAAAUAAGUUGGUCAUUAGCAAGCAAUGUUUCAUACAACACACAUCAUCCAGAUGCCAAGUGACAAGGUUAGCUCUUUCAUGUACUUCCAUCAAACAAAUAGAGCCACAAUUUGUAAUUAUAUAGAUUUAAUGUGACCACAUGAUUUGUAGAUUUAAUGAUUUUUUUUACCUGAUUGCUAAGACAGCAUGAGUACCGGUACUUGUAAACAAGCAACCAGAGGAUAUAAAGAUUAAAGUCCUCUCCGAGGGACCUGGUAAUGAUGAUAAAUGCCUUAUGAAAUGGCAUGAGGACACCAAGUGAGAAUCCCAAGAAUCUUAAGUAUUUUCAUAUGGAAAUUGGAAACGCUGCACCCACCCAGCAUAUGAUAAAUAUUGUCCUGUACUGUUGAACAUAGAAUUUGUGGUAGGGGGAAUGGAUUCAGGUUUUGUUGUUGUUGUCCUGACCUUUUUUUUCAAGACCUUUAUGCAAUAGGUAUACCCUCAUGAGAACUAUUAGCUUCAUUAUCAAAUUAAACAAGAGUACAAUGUAGUUGAUCAUAUUGUAUGGAACUGUAACAUCAAUUUAAUUUGUAAAUAAACACUUAGGUAUACACAUGCAAGUUUAUUUUUAAAAUGUAUGUAUACAGUGUUAUGUCUUGGUUACUGGUUGAAAUGGAGAGUUGUGCACAUUCUUUAUAUGAAAAAAGAAGUUAAUUGUACACAUGAUUGGUUUUACUGGCAAAGAAAAUUCAAAAUUAAAAUGAAAUUUCUUUAUGACAAUUACAUAUUUCUAAACCCCCCCCCCCCCCCCAAAGACAAUAUUUAGACAAUGUAGAGUCUUGAUCAUUGUUUUGGAACAAGGAGGCUUAAAUGGGAUAUUCAUUGUAUCAAAACAUUUCUCUUUAUUUUUGUUGGGGUAUUUCAGUAGGUACAUGUAUAAGCAGAUUCCAUAAGGGGAUUUUUUGCCCAAUGUGACAUGCAGCAAAUGUGAUUUAAAAAAGACUCAUCCAUUCCGAGUUGAAAGUUAAUCAGUAAUAUCUAAACAAUUUCAUGAUGGUCUGUCAAUAUGGAUAUUUUCAUGUCCAAAUUUUUGUUGUGCUAUCUUCAGGCUUGCAGUUAAAUUUGUUGUUUCAAUCAUCGUUAAAAUCAAGCUUCCAUAAGCUCACAGUCAAAGUGGCAUUAUUCCAUUCUGAAAAAUAAUUGAAUUGAAAGAUUAAAGUCUUUAAACGAUUUCUUCUGUGCUUUGUCUGACAUUGAAUUUAUAGUGAUUUUUUUUCUCCAACUGAAAAAGGUCAUACAUUUAUAGGUGCAAUCAAUAUAAGAAAAGUAUUAUUAUUGUUUUCUUUCUUUAGCACACAUUUGUAUAAGCCUCAUGGCAAAGUAGAUUUAUGCUUUUUUAAAUGAAUAUGUUGAUUUUGAAAUCUAAUCAAUUUUGUUCAUCACUCUGUCUAUUGUACUUAUGUUUGAAAAUGUAAAUUAUGUGGAUUACUUCUUAACAAGAUAAUGAACAUACAUGGGAGAUUAUGCAUUAUUUAUCAAUGUUUCUCAAAGUAAUUGUGUUAAUUUUCAGUCUUUUGAUGAAAGCUCUUUCUAAGAUAUAUAUGACAAUUUAAUUUGAGAAUAUCAUAUUUCAAAUUUUUGUAUUUUCCCUUUUAUAUUUCUAAUUUCUAUGAUUAGAUCCUCAAAUCCUGUUCCGCAUAUAUACAUGUAUUACAAUGGUUUAAGCGCACUGCACAAACAUAUAUCGGAUGUUAACGUCUACAACUAUGUAUGCAUAUAUGUGUACUGGAGUUUAAAGCUUCUACAUAUGUAUAUAUAUUAAUAUAUGCCAACAUAUUUCUAUGUAUAGUAUGUCUCUCCCAUAGUUAAACUCAUCAGAUUUAAUCAGCAUCACAAGAACUUGCAUCCUCUGGCUCAGAUUUUAUAUUAAAAAGGAAGACCAAAUUAAGCUUAAUUAAUUUCCAGUUUAUAGUAGUGUCAACACAAUUUUCAGCAAUUCUAUAACAGUACACACAAAAAAGAGAAAGCUAUAUCACUGUCU